UAACCCACGGCUCUUCCUCCUCCGUCCACCACCACCACCAACCACCGCCGGCCACCAGAAAAAUUUGCCCUAAAUACUCCCAAAAGACCCCUGUAAAUAAUCCCUCCAAGAGUCAACUGUAAAUUUUUUUAUAGCAAGUAGAUAAAAGUGUGCAGAGAUGGCGGCGUUGUUGGAAGAAUUGGUGAAGACAUUGGAGGCUUUGGAGCUAUGGAUGAAGCUGAUUAAGAAAACUCCGCAGGACUACGUGGACCCCACACUUGACCCGGUUCUUUUGGUACCCGGGAUUGCUGGUUCUAUCCUCAACGCGGUCGAUGAGAAAACCGGAAAUGAAGAACGGAUCUGGGUUCGGAUUCUCGGGGCGGACCAUGAGUUCCGGACCAAGCUUUGGUCCCUUUUUGAUCCUUCCACUGGUGAAACUAUAUCAAUAGACAGAGACUCGAGGAUUGAGGUACCGGAGGACAGAUUCGGCUUGUAUGCAAUAGAUGUAUUAGAUCCUGAUAUGAUUAUUGGGCGUGAAAGUGUCUACUAUUUCCAUGACAUGAUAGUUGAAAUGCUCAAGUGGGGUUACCAGGAAGGAAAAACACUCUUUGGCUUUGGAUAUGAUUUCCGCCAGAGCAACAGGUUUCAGGGCACACUGGAGCGGUUUGCUGCAAAACUGGAGUCUGUAUAUACAGCAUCUGGAGGGAAAAAGAUAAACAUUAUAAGCCAUUCUAUGGGGGGACUUCUUGUGAAGUGUUUUCUGUCUUUGCACAGCGAUAUCUUUGAGAAGUAUGUGAAGAGUUGGAUAGCUAUAGCUGCACCAUUUAGGGGUGCCCCUGGAUAUAUUACCUCUACACUGUUGAAUGGAAUGUCUUUUGUGGAAGGAUGGCAGCAGAAUUUUUUUAUUUCAAAAUGGAGCAUGCACCAGUUGCUGAUUGAAUGUCCAUCCAUCUAUGAAUUGAUGCCAUGUCCAGAUUUUCAUUGGGAAAACCCUCCACUUUUAGAAGUUUGGAGGGAGAAAACCAGUGUUAAUGGAAACUCCACUGUGAUGUUGGAGUCCUUUCCGCCAGUAGAAGCUGUACCGAUUUUUACAGAAGCUCUAGCAUGCAAUAUGGCUAGUUGUGGUGACUUGAAAAUUCCUUUACCAUUCAAUAUGGAGAUUCUAAGAUGGUCUAAUGAAACCCGAAAAGUAUUGAGUUCUGCUAAAGUUCCCCAGACAGUUAAAUUCUACAACAUUUAUGGGACCAAUAUUGAGACCCCUCACACUGUUUGUUAUGGAAGCGAGGAUGCACCUGUGUCUGAUCUGAGGCAGUUACCAAAAGACCUGGCAAAUUUUGUGAAUGUAGAUGGAGAUGGGACUGUUCCAGUGGAAUCGGCAAAGGCGGAUGGUCUCAAUGCGGAGGCAAGAGUUGGAGUCCCUGGUGAGCACAGAGAAAUCCUGUGUGAUCGCCAUGUUUUUAGAAUUGUCAAGCACUGGCUGAGGGCAGAUAAUGACCCUUUCUACAAUCCAAUAAACGAUUAUGUUAUACUUCCGACUGCAUUUGAGAUUGAAAGAUUUCAAGAAAAAGGCUUAGAAGUAACUUCGCUCAAGGAGGAAUGGGAAAUGAUUGAAGAUGACUCAGAUGAGCAGGAUGAAAUGGCCCAUCAAGAAAAGCCUUUGGUUGCUUCGGUAUCUGUCUCCCAUGUUGGAGGUCACGAGGGAUCGAGGGAGGAGGCUUGUGGCACCAUUGUUGUUCACCCUCAACAUAACGGUAAGAAGCACGUGGAACUCAAUGCCAUGUCUCUCUCAGCAAAUGCUUAGAGAGCUGCUGCUUCGGUGUAAAUACAUGUUAUAAUAUUACUAGUGAAAAGGAUUUCUUUUAUGCUAGUCUGUUUCUGGCUUGCUACAAGCAGAGCUCUGGCAGAAUGAUGUAAUCAGAGAACUAGUAUGAUGUUUAAUAAUAUAUAUCUGAUGUCUCUUAUCACACAAGCAGAGCUCUGGCAGAACCGAUGUAAUCAUAGAACCAGUGUGUGUAAUAAUAUGUAUAUUGUCUCUCAUCAUCUCCAUUGGCUGUAAAUAACAACUCUAUCCCUUUAGAGAGAAAUUUCUGUACAUAUAAAGAUCUUUGAAUAUGAAUGAAUCAGUUGCCUUGCUUGUUCGAGGCUUGUGCCA
Molecule: messenger RNA, 2131 nt
Organism: Coffea eugenioides
Lineage: Eukaryota; Viridiplantae; Streptophyta; Magnoliopsida; Gentianales; Rubiaceae
Product: lecithin-cholesterol acyltransferase-like 4
Exons: 11
Coding region: 158-1780 (540 amino acids)
Biological process (GO): lipid metabolic process
Molecular function (GO): glycerophospholipase activity
Source: RefSeq, a predicted model, not a curated record